Messenger RNA from Ipomoea triloba (trilobed morning glory), 618 nucleotides. Its product is annotated as protein PXR1. The transcript has 2 exons. Lineage: Eukaryota; Viridiplantae; Streptophyta; Magnoliopsida; Solanales; Convolvulaceae. The record is from RefSeq and is a predicted model, not a curated record. Bases 80 to 439 code for a protein of 119 amino acids.
AUUUCUUCAAUCCAUUUUCAUCAAUAUCAAAAGCCUCUCAGUUCUUUAAGAUCUCAGGGCUGGUGUGUUGAGAUUGGGAAUGGGAGAGACAGAAGAAGCAGAAAAGCAUGGCAGUCCAAAGAAAACUGAAGAAGAGAAAAAGCACAAGGAAAAGAAGAAAGAUAAGCAUGAAGAUGAUGAUAAUGAAGAAGAGAAAGGAGAAAAAAGUGGUGACAAAGAAAAUAAGAAGAAGAAGGAGAAGGGGGAUAAGGCUAAGGAGAAGGCUGGAAAAGAGAAGAAGAAGAAGAAUCCUGAAGAUAAAAAGGAUCCAGUAAAGUUGAAGCAAAAACUAGAGAAGCUUGAUGCCAAGAUCCAGGAUCUUAUGGCUAAAAGACAAGAAAUUCUCAACCUGCUCAAUCAAGCUGAGAAUCAUGCACCAAAUCCCAGUGCAGAAACAUGAAAAAAACAAAACCAGAUAUUUAUUACUCAUCAAAUUGCAGUUUUAGGGACCUUAUAAUAAUAACCCCAAAAUAAUGUAUUAAGUUAGAAUAUGAUGCUAUAAAACUUGUUUAAUAAACCUAAAUUGAAAGAGUAGUCAUUAUAAUGCAGAAAGGUAUCCAACAAUCCCAUAUUUCAUAA